Penicillium lagena is the source of this 1440-nucleotide messenger RNA. RefSeq lists its product as uncharacterized. The transcript has 8 exons. Gene Ontology annotation, cellular component: plasma membrane. NCBI's taxonomy places the organism in Eukaryota, Fungi, Ascomycota, Eurotiomycetes, Eurotiales, Aspergillaceae. Gene Ontology annotation, biological process: transmembrane transport; tripeptide transport; allantoate transport. Gene Ontology annotation, molecular function: dipeptide transmembrane transporter activity; allantoate transmembrane transporter activity. The coding region runs from base 1 to 1440 and encodes 479 amino acids. The record is from RefSeq and is a predicted model, not a curated record.
AUGGAAAAGCAAUUUGAAAUCGCAGAAGUCUCUUCUCACGGGAUGAUCGGGAGUACUGAUCAAGAGAUGACCAAUGAGAUGGAAAGAAGGGUGCUUCGUAAAAUUGAUAUGGUCGUCUUACCUCUGAUGUGUCUGGUUUUCUUCUCUCAGUACCUCGACAAACAAAGCCUAAGCUACGCAAGUGUAUUUGGGCUGAUCGAAGACCUUCGAUUGGAUAGCUUCCAAUUUUCCUGGCUUGGAUCGAUGUUUUAUAUCGGUCAAUUCGUGUCCGAAUUUCCAUUCAUCUACUUGAUGAGUAGAUUGCCGUUGGUCAGAUUUGUGGGAGCCACAAUCAUUAUUUGGGGGGGGAUAUGCAUGUGCCUGGCGGCUAGCACCACUUUUAGCUCAUUCGUUGGAGUGCGAUUUGCUCUAGGCUUUGCAGAAGGAGCUGUCUCGCCUGCAUUUGUUACAAUUACUAGCAUUUGGUACAAAAAAGAGGAACAUCCAUUUCGAAUUGGUCUCUGGAUCUCGUGUAAUGGACUUGCCCAGGUUUUGGGUGCCUUAUUUAUGUAUGGCAUCGGCAAGAUGGAUGUGUCCAUGGAAGCAUGGAAGAUCAUGUUCCUCGUCUGUGGCGCACUGACUUCGGUUCUUGGCAUUAUUUUCUUAGUCUUGAUGCCAACUGGGCCCGAGACAGCCUGGUUCCUUACGCCAGAUGAACGUCGCUGUGCGCGAGAGAGACUUCAAACCGAAGCCGAUGGUGGUGACCAAACGGAGUUCUCCAUUUAUCAAUUACGAGAGGCAGCAGCGGAUAUCAGAAGCUACCUCAAUCUCUUUUUUGGUAUUCUAAUCACGCUCCCAGCACCUGUUAUUGCGUUCGCUUCGCUGUUAAUUGAAAACCUCGGAUAUGGAAAAUUUGACACAAUGCUCUACACCUGUCCGUCAGGUGCCGUUCAAAUAUUCUUCAUUUGGGUUGGUUUAUUCUUUUGCCACCUCUGGCCUCACCGCCGAUGCGCAAUAACAAUUGGUCUCACAAUUGUGCCUUUAACCGGAACCAUUCUGCUUUUCUCACUUCCUUUGACGGCUGGAUGGGGCAUGAUAAUUGCCUCUUGGCUGGCAUCCGUCAUAUCAAACAUUUUCACCAUCCUUCUAAGCCUAAGUGCAUCUAAUGUCCGAGGGAACACCAAAAAGGCCAUUGUCAAUGCUCUCUUCUUUGUGGGUUACUCGGCUGGUGCUGUAGUUGGACCCCUGUUGUGGAAGAAUGAAAAUGCCCCACGCUAUUAUGAUGGUCUGGUUUUGGCAUUGGUGAGCUGGGUUGUCUUAAUUGCUGCUGUGACCUUUUAUUGGUACACUUGCUACUCUGAGAACAAGAAACGGGUGACAAGCGACGCGGGCGAUAGUUCCGAUCAGCUAGGGCGAGAUCCUACAGAUAAACAGAACAAGGCAUUCAGGUACUCAACCUGA